CCGGGCGGAGCCUCGCGGUACCCGGGCCGGUGCGCAGAGCCGGGAGCACUGGGCCCGAACCCCCGCCCUCAGGCCCGGAGGUUCGGGCGAGCAAAGAUGGCCGCCCUGACGACCGUGGUGGUGGCGGCGGCGGCCACGGCGGUAGCCGGGGCUGUGGCGGGGGCGGGGGCGGGCGCCGGGAGCGGCGUGGGAGCAGCGCCGGGGCCGCAACAGAAUGAUGGCAGUUUUGGUACUGCAGGUGGAAUUCGUUCUUUUCAGCUGCAAAACCGGAAGCAGAGAGUUAAUCGGACUAAGAAAACAGAAUUCAUGCACACAGCAGAAAGAUUAAAAAAUCAAGUUAUUAACAUAGAAAAAGAUAAACACAGUCAUUUCUACAACCAAAAAAGUGACUUCCGAAUUGAGCAUAGUAUGCUGGAAGAAUUGGAAAAUAAAUUGAUUAACAACAGGAGAACAGAAAGAGCACGAAUUCAGCAACAACUGGCUAAAAUACAUAACAAUGUCAAGAAACUGCAGCACCAGUUAAGAGAUGUGAAACCUACUCCUGACUUUGUUGAAAAGCUCAGAGAGAUGAUGGAAGAAAUUGAAAAUGCAAUUAAUACCUUUAAGGAAGAGCAGAGAUUAAUGUAUGAAGAACUAAUAAAGGAAGAAAAAACAACUAACAAUGAGCUAAGUGCCCUCUCCAGAAAGCUUGAUGCCUGGGCUCUGGGUAACUCGGAAACGGAGAAGGCGUUGAGAGCCGCAUCAAGCCAGACCCCCCCAGACAGAUCCGCACCACGCGCUCUGCCAGAGGAAGUGGUGGAGUUUGAAAGAUUCCUCCAGCAGACGGGAGGGCGCCAGGGUGGCUGGGAGGAUUAUGAUCACCAGAGCUUUUUAAAAGUGAGAAGCAAGCAUAAAGGGAAGCCAGCUUUCAUCGAAGAAGUUCUAGAACAGCUUCCUGGAAGAACACGGGAUGAAGUCCAACACCAUGAGAAAUGGUAUCAGAAAUUUCUGGCCUUGGAAGAAAGAAAGAAAGAGUCUAUUCAGAAUUGGAAAGCUAAAAAGCAGCAAAAACGGGAGGAAAUCUUCAAGUUAAAGGAAAAGGCAGAAAACAUGCCUUUUGGUAAUAAACAAGAAGAGAAUCAGAAGCAAAAAGAAGAACAAAGAAAAAAGAAGAAACUGGCCGUUGAAGUUUGGAAAAACCAGAAAAGUAUAGAAAUAGCAACAAAAUCUGCUUCCCAGGUAAAAGAAGAGGAAGAGAAAGAGAAAAAGCAGCAAAAGGAGCGCCAGCGCCAACAUAAGCUAAAAUUACUACUGGAAAGCUAUGCCCAGCAGAAAAAAGAACAGGAAGAGUCUCUGAGACUCGAAAAGGAGCUGAGGGAAAAGAGAGAAAAGGCAGAAAGAAGAAAAACGGCUGCUGAUGAAAUUUCCAGGUUUCAGGAAAGAGAUUUACAUAAGCUUGAGUUGAAAAUUCAAGAGAAACAGUCCAAGGAAGAUGAAAAGGCAGAAAAACUCAGAAGACUGGCAAAAUUAAAAGAAAAGGUGGAAAACAGUGUUAGCAGAGACCCCUCUCGGCUUUACAAACCUACCAAAGGCUGGGAAGAACGCACCAAACACAUCGGACCGACGGGCUGCGGGCCGCUGCUCCUGAUGCCCCACAGGGCGAUUCCAGCAUGGAGACAAGGGCUGUAGGGAAGGUUCUGAGAG
Messenger RNA from Sorex fumeus (smoky shrew), 1683 nucleotides. It is a transcript of the gene CCDC112, whose product is annotated as coiled-coil domain containing 112. The transcript is spliced from 10 exons. The record is from RefSeq and is a predicted model, not a curated record. NCBI's taxonomy places the organism in Eukaryota, Metazoa, Chordata, Mammalia, Eulipotyphla, Soricidae. The coding region runs from base 97 to 1668 and encodes 523 amino acids.